This is a messenger RNA of Penicillium macrosclerotiorum, 1209 nucleotides long. RefSeq lists its product as uncharacterized. Bases 1 to 1209 code for a protein of 402 amino acids. The transcript is spliced from 4 exons. Gene Ontology annotation, cellular component: Golgi apparatus. Lineage: Eukaryota; Fungi; Ascomycota; Eurotiomycetes; Eurotiales; Aspergillaceae. The record is from RefSeq and is a predicted model, not a curated record.
AUGCAAUCUGACUGUUCGAGAGAAGCUAGAGCAGGCGCGUAUCCCCCAAUCAAAGGUCCCUCCCCACAGGGGCGCUCCAACUUCUCACAGUCGGCUCAUCCCACCCACAAUGGCCAAUACAUUGAGCUUGAUGAUUUUGGACCACCAGAAAGUCCAGUUCUGAAUGAUGGGCAUCAUGUUGCUCUAAGCAAAAAAAGUCGUCGCGCAGUGUACAUUCCAAAUACUCUUUGGACGCGUUCGUUUGCUACCGCGGUUAUUCUCGAAACACUGGUAACCGUUGGGAUUGAAAGCUGGAUAUUUAUCAGUAUUUCGAAAGAAUUCGGGGAGCUGAAUAUGAGAAGUGGAACCACACGUCUUCGAUCCUUUCUGGGUCUCUACAUAUUCGCACUACUUUACGAACUUGGCCUCUCGUACGAUGCAUUACGACGAAAAAACACUUUUCAACUGAUUGGCUUAUGUGUUUGUAACACGGGGCUUUUGACUUACGGCUGUAUGCAAAUAAAAGAGAUCAGGGACACUAUCACAAACGUAGUGGCAAACACUGCACGCAGCAACAAAAUCUGGGCAAUGUACUAUAUUGAGCUCAUAUUGGUUCCUGUUUUUAUCGGUGUUGGGACCGCUGUCAUGAUAUUUGUGACAUGGAAAUUGCGAGCUGAGUUCUCAUGGUCGAUAUAUAAAAAUAUCAGUGCAGAUCUGCGGAUGAAUCGCAGAUAUACAAUAUAUCAGGUUUACAUUGCCCUUCUGAAAUUUGAUUUCUAUUUUAUAUUUGGAACACAACUUCAGGUUUUACUGGCUGUCCAAGAUUUCAAAAACCAAGAGUUUUUUGUCACUGCAGCUAUGGUCCCGGUUGCUAUAGUAGCUUUGAUUCUAGCUGCCCUGUUCUGCCGUCGAGAGAAAACAAAGUCGCUGAUUUUGAUGAUGCUCAUGAUGUGCAUUAUCGCCGGAACUUUUGUUAUGACACUAGUACAUAUGUAUGGUCAAGGCACUGUUAGCAAUGAUCUGAGUUCAUACAGGGUAUCCUUGACUCUUUUUGCCAUUAUAGCUAUGCUUUUGAUCAGUACAACACUGGUCAAUUCUCUGAUGUGCAUUUUGAACUUCAACAAAGGACUAAAAGAGUACAUUGUACAAUCGAGAUCGAGACAACCAACCACAGGUCAAUCGAAUCCAUCCUGGAGUGCAGAUGUUAAAUCACGUUUCGUACUCAACUGA